This is a messenger RNA of Fibroporia radiculosa, 486 nucleotides long. RefSeq lists its product as uncharacterized. Bases 1 to 486 code for a protein of 161 amino acids. Gene Ontology annotation, molecular function: ubiquitin binding; phosphatidylinositol binding. The record is from RefSeq and is a predicted model, not a curated record. Lineage: Eukaryota; Fungi; Basidiomycota; Agaricomycetes; Polyporales; Fibroporiaceae. The transcript is spliced from 3 exons.
AUGACUUCCUACUUCAGUUCGCUUAUAUGGGGCACGUCUCAAGUCGACGAUGCAGUCGACAAGGCCACUUCAGAGUUGUUACCCUCUGGUGCCGAGGACAUUGCACUGAACCUCGAGAUUAGUGACCAGAUUCGAUCCAAAUCUGUAGCUCCUAAGGAUGCUAUGCGUGCCCUUAAACGACGACUCAACCACAAGAAUCCAAAUGUUCAGCUACUAACACUUGGACUCACGGACACUUGCGUCAAGAAUGGCGGAGAUCCGUUUCUAGUGGAGAUUGCAUCCAGAGAAUUCAUGGAUAAUCUUGUCUCUAUACUGAGAAUGCCAGUGUUGAAUCAUGACGUCAAGAGUAAGAUCCUCAGGCUUGUCCAGAACUGGGCCCUCGCAUUCGAGGGAAAGUCUAGUCUUACUUACGUGGGGGACAUUUAUAAAGCAUUGAAAAAUGAAGGCGAGUUCCGUCAUCCAGUGAUUCUCUCCUAUGGCCAUUAA